AUGGCUUCCAUGAGCGAAUAUGACAUGAACCACUCGCCCGAGACUCUAGCGCCUCUACCAGCAGUUUUGCGGCACGGUCUCGCGGCGGUGGGCACUUUCGGCGUCCUAUCUUUCAUUUCGAGCACAGCCCUUACCGCUUUCCUCGCCUAUAAGCUUAUUAUGUGGCAGAUGCCUCGCGAAGAGUCCAAGGAUACUGUCUCAGAACGCCCCGAAUCCCCGCCAGCAUUCGACCAUAACGGUUUCCUCGUUCCUCACCGACCGCUUAGUCCUCUAAAGGAGGAAGAUGGACCGCCAGAGAAGGACACUUUUGGACCAAGCUCCAAAAGGAGCCGCCGAACCAAUUCCUCAUCCUAG
Molecule: messenger RNA, 354 nt
Organism: Parascedosporium putredinis
Lineage: Eukaryota; Fungi; Ascomycota; Sordariomycetes; Microascales; Microascaceae
Source: the annotation of a GenBank genome assembly